Molecule: messenger RNA, 957 nt
Organism: Arvicola amphibius (Eurasian water vole)
Lineage: Eukaryota; Metazoa; Chordata; Mammalia; Rodentia; Cricetidae
Gene: Tmem121
Product: transmembrane protein 121
Exons: 1
Coding region: 1-957 (318 amino acids)
Source: RefSeq, a predicted model, not a curated record
AUGGUGCUGCCGCCUCCCGACCGGCGCCACGUGUGCCUGACCACGCUGGUGAUCAUGGGCAGUAUGGCAGUCAUGGACGCAUACCUGGUGGAGCAGAAUCAGGGCCCGCGCAAGAUCGGCGUGUGCAUAAUUGUGUUGGUAGGCGAUGUGUGCUUCCUGUUGGUGCUGCGCUAUGUGGCCGUGUGGGUGGGUGCCGAGGUGCGCACAGCCAAGCGUGGCUACGCUAUGAUCCUCUGGUUCCUCUAUAUCUUCGUGCUGGAGAUCAAACUCUAUUUCAUCUUUCAGAACUACAAGGCGGCGCGGCGUGGAGCGGCCGACCCGGUGGCUCGCAAGGCACUGACACUGCUGCUGUCAGUGUGCGUGCCAGGCCUGUUCUUGUUGCUCGUGGCACUAGAUCGCAUGGAGUAUGUGCGCACCUUCCGAAAGCGCGAGGACCUUCGUGGCCGCCUCUUCUGGGUGGCUUUAGAUUUGCUGGAUCUGUUGGACAUGCAGGCCAACCUCUGGGAGCCACCGCGCACCGGGCUGCCGCUGUGGGCCGAAGGCCUCACCUUUUUCUAUUGCUACAUGCUGCUGCUGGUGCUGCCCUGCGUGGCGCUCAGCGAGGUCAGCAUGCAAGGGGAGCACAUUGCACCACAGAAGAUGAUGUUGUACCCGGUACUCAGCCUCGCCACUGUCAAUGUGGUGGCCGUGCUAGCCCGUGCCGCCAACAUGGCACUCUUCCGAGAUAGCCGAGUCUCAGCCAUCUUCGUGGGCAAGAACGUGGUGGCAUUGGCCACCAAGGCCUGCACGUUCCUCGAGUACCGUCGCCAGGUUCGCGACUUUCCACCACCUGCGCUUGCGCUUGAGCUGCAGCCGCCUCCUUCUCAGCGCAACUCGGUGCCGCAGCCUCCACCACUGCAUGGUCCUCCAGUGCGCCCUCAUGGACCCUCACCCACUCGUGAUGCGUUGGACACGUGA